Cygnus atratus (black swan) is the source of this 1774-nucleotide messenger RNA. RefSeq names its product stomatin (gene STOM). The coding region runs from base 80 to 922 and encodes 280 amino acids. The record is from RefSeq and is a predicted model, not a curated record. Lineage: Eukaryota; Metazoa; Chordata; Aves; Anseriformes; Anatidae. The transcript is spliced from 7 exons. Gene Ontology annotation, cellular component: plasma membrane.
ACCCCCGGGACAGGGCGGGACGGGGCGGGACGGGACCGGGGUUGCCCGGGCCGGCGGCUGAGGGGAGGCGGCAGCGGCCAUGGCGGACUGCGAGAUGGGGUCGGUGCCCAAGGCGCCACGGGAUCGAGAUGACUCCAAUGCUGGCCUUGGUGUGUGUGGAUGGAUUCUGGUGAUAAUUUCUUAUAUUUUCACUCUUGUUACGUUUCCCAUAUCGAUCUGGAUGUGCAUCAAGGUUGUAAAGGAAUAUGAGCGAGCCAUCAUCUUCAGACUUGGACGCAUCUUAAGAGGUGGAGCAAAGGGACCGGGUUUGUUUUUUGUCCUGCCCUGCACAGACAGCUUCAUCAAAGUUGAUAUGAGGACCGUCUCUUUUGAUAUUCCACCCCAAGAGAUCUUGACCAAGGACUCUGUGACAGUUAAUGUAGAUGGAGUGGUUUAUUACAGAGUUCAGAAUGCUACCCUUGCUGUAGCAAAUGUCACAAAUGCUGGCUCAGCCACGCGUCUUUUAGCACAGACUACCUUGAGGAACGUUCUGGGGACCAAAAACCUCUCUCAGAUUCUCUCUGAUCGUGAAGAAAUUGCACACAGCAUGCAGGUUACGCUUGAUGACGCAACAAAUGAUUGGGGCAUUAAGGUGGAACGUGUGGAGAUCAAGGAUGUGAAAUUACCUGUACAGCUGCAGAGAGCAAUGGCUGCAGAAGCAGAAGCUGCCCGGGAGGCAAGAGCUAAGGUAAUUGCAGCUGAGGGUGAAAUGAAUGCUUCCAGGGCCCUGAAAGAGGCAUCCAUGGUUAUCACAGAGUCACCCGCUGCCCUUCAGCUGCGCUACUUGCAGACUUUGACCACCAUUGCUGCAGAAAAGAACUCCACCAUCAUCUUUCCAUUGCCCAUAGACAUGCUGAAGGGCAUCAUAAGCGCAAAAGGCUAGAGAGAUACAGUGAGAAGAAGGAAUUCUUUUUCUUUUGCUACAGCGAAUGUUUGCAGCACUGAAUUGUCUGUGUGUUACAGCUUAAGGCAAUGUUAGCCCAGGGGAUUUGUUGAGGAACCCUUUUGUUGUUGUUAUACUGUGUGAUAAAAUGCAUAUGCAAUGUUUGUGAAUAUGGACAAUCAAAAUACUUGAAACUGAAAAUCUCUCCAAGUUAGUAAAAGCAGGUUGUGAUCUUAAGUAAACAUGUAUCCAUACUAUACCAGAUGAGAAAACUAUAUCCUAUAAUCUGUUAUAGGAUAGUAUGCUACAAUCUAUUCUAUAAUCCUAUUUUCAACAAGCAUAUAAAACCAUUUGUGGUGAAGAUGGGGAGAUGAUCCAACAUUUGGAAAGAGAAGUAUUCCUUUUAAUAAUAGGGUCUGUAGUCCUGUAAAGGAAGUGAAACAGCUUUAACUGCACUCUCUUAGAGUGUAGCUAUAUGUGAUGAAGUCAUCUUGAUUGUUGUCAUAUGGAUUUGUUCUCUAGCUUACACUAGGAAAAAGAAGAGAAUUUGACAUAGGAUUGAGAAUACUGGGUACUUCUAAAAAUCAGGCUCAUGCUCCCUAAGAUAGUCCCCUGUUUGUGAGAAACUGUUAUUAGCCAAUGUUACUGAAAUGGAACUUUCCAUCUCUGUUCUGCCACACGGGAAGGCGUAGACAUGCUGUAGUUAAGGCUACAGUAUGCUUGCAGUUACUGAUGGGCCGUUCAGUUGUUACGGUGCUGCACCCGUAUAGAUUUUUAACUCUUAGAAAAGUCACUGUGUCUGCCUUUAUCUGUACAUCUUCUCAAAAAAUGAUUAAAAGAAAAAUAACCAAA